CCGACUGCACAAGUGUUUAUAGCUGGUGGUUACCAUGCCAAAACGCAAGCGUGAAGAAACUAAGGAAGAAAGGUGGGCAAGGAAGAUGAAGAAAUAUGAAUCAAAACUUCAUGAGACACGUCGACGUCAUUUUCGCCGCAUAAAUUACUCCAGCGAUGAAGAAGAUGUGCAACCCGAAGAACCUUUCGAAUCUGGAGAUGUGGGUGUUACAAACGUCGUCAGUGAUAUUAUAUUUGAAAGUCCUACGGAUUCCGUGCCUGUUAACGACGAAGAGCCGUGCGAGCUGCCCAACAAUAGUGAAGCACCCACUGAAGACCCUCCUUCCGAUGUUUACAACGCAGAGCUGCUGCAAGUGCUGGGGAGCGUUGAAUCGGAGGUGGAUGAAUACGGUGAUGACUUGCAUUCUGAGGUUGCAACAAGACUCCAAAAAAUUUUAAUUCAGGGUCUACCUACCACUGUUAAAGAUGACCUUACAAAAAAAUAUGCCUUUCCAAGAAACGUUCCCUACUUGAAGGCACCAACUCUAAACCCGGAAAUUGAGGCUAUGUUAGUGGAGACCUGCCGACUCCGCGACAAACGUCUGCAAAAUAAACAGAAUCAGAUCGGCAGGGCAUUGUCAGCCUUAGGAAAAGCUAUGACGGGCCUUCUCAAAAACAAUCCCGACAUUCCUGAAAUCGUGCGCACUUUGAACGAUGCAGGAAAUCUCGUUGCCGAUUGCCACUUCGCAGAAACAGACACUCGUCGGACGGUCAUCAUUCCGUUAGUCGACAAAUCUCUGACUGACUCUUUUAAAAAUCGGAAGAGAGACAGUCUUUUGUUCGGAGAGAGCUUAGGCGAGGUGGUUAAGAACUCUAGAGGAAUUAAAAAGACGAGUCAACUUAUUCAAGCUGCUGCACCUGUUUCUAACACGAAUUUAAACUACAAAGGCCCAUCGACUCGUCCGAGGCGGCAGUGGGUAGGACAGGCCUACACGCAGCAACGAGUCGGUGGGCAGCGGGCAACGUUCUCGAGUCGUGGCCGGCGCACAGCCGCCACGAACCCGCCGCCGCAGCCUGCUCGCCGGCAGCCGCCGCCGCCGCCGCCUGUGCGGCGCCAGCCACAGCGCCGGGAACACGUGCCCGGCAAUCGUCGGCAGAAGUAGCUACGCAGCCUCAGGUCAACACACCCGCUACAUCGAAGGCUUUCCCUGGCAGUGAGUGUGUUAUCCGGGAAGGCUUUAUUAAAAAAGGGG
Pararge aegeria (speckled wood butterfly) is the source of this 1231-nucleotide messenger RNA. RefSeq lists its product as uncharacterized. The transcript has 3 exons. NCBI's taxonomy places the organism in Eukaryota, Metazoa, Arthropoda, Insecta, Lepidoptera, Nymphalidae. The record is from RefSeq and is a predicted model, not a curated record. The coding region runs from base 35 to 1141 and encodes 368 amino acids.